Messenger RNA from Talaromyces stipitatus ATCC 10500, 2662 nucleotides. RefSeq lists its product as uncharacterized. The record is from RefSeq and is a predicted model, not a curated record. The transcript is spliced from 2 exons. Lineage: Eukaryota; Fungi; Ascomycota; Eurotiomycetes; Eurotiales; Trichocomaceae. Bases 1 to 2364 code for a protein of 787 amino acids.
AUGGGCACCCAGCUGGAAACCCCUUCUGGGGCUCCUACAGGGACCACCCCCAAAUUCUCACGAUAUCGAUCCGUCCGUCGUGCUGCAGCUGAAGCGCAAAAUCAAUGGACCGGAGAUGCGCCACCAGUCAAAAAUGAGACCAUUGCGCGAAGCAUGUCUCGCUAUCGUCGGCCCAAAACAGCAAAUGGAGCGCCUGCGAAUUGUCCUCCUGUGCCAUCACUGCCAGUCUCAGCACAGCUACCACAACCCGUCAGGCCACGGGCCGAGGAAGCUCUCAGUCCGCUUAGUGGUGCUUCUCACUCUGAAAAGGUUCAGUCUCCAUUGUCGGACCGCGAGGACGAAGAUCAGCUAUCAGAGGCUGAGAAGGCGCGUAUGAGGGAAGAAGCGAUGCGGAAGCUGACCAUGGCAGAGCGGCCUAAGGCAUCGGCUAUGCUGCCUCAGGCUCAUCAAGACAGCCGCAGCAAAUCGGCUCCGGCAAACGACAGAGAGAGAGGGCAGAAGGGAGUCGCUGGGCACAGCAGGCGCGCAUCGUGGAAGGACCGAUUGGGGUUAUCCCACCACAAGAAAGAAGAUACCACCAACACUAACAACAGCAACAACAACAACAACAUAGCCCUUGCAGACCCUGGCCUUGAUGCCCCCGUCUCCGCAGUCAAUGCUGGCGAGCGAAGAGUCCUGGUGAAAUGCAAGUCUAGCUCCAUCAGACUACCUGUCACGCCCACCACGCGAGUCAAGGACAUCGUCUUUUCUGCUGCUAAUUGUUUUUCUGAGAGCAUCGAUCCUAGAAAUGCCAUCAUCCUCGAGUCGUUCGCGUCCCUGGGUCUCGAGCGACCCCUGCGUCGAUAUGAGCAUGUGAGAGACGUGUUGAAUUCGUGGUCGUCAGACGAUGCCAACGCGUUGAUCAUUUCAGAUCCACCAUUUGACGGCGCCAGUCGAAAACUAGAGCUUCAUGCUGCUCCCACCACACAACCAAAGGACGCCAAAUUCUAUCUCUACCAUUCCUCGAAACCGGGCAAAUGGGACAAGCGAUACAUCACAUUGCGCGCUGAUGGUCAGGUUGUGCUCUCGAAAAAGUCAGAUGCAAAGGAAGCAAAGGACUUUACAAAUGUUUGCCACAUGUCUGAUUUCGAUAUCUAUACUCCCACAGCGCGACAAGUAGCUAAAAGUAUCAGGCCGCCUAAGAAGAUAUGCUUUGCUAUCAAAAAGAAUUUCGUGCGUUUCUUUGCCGCUAGUGACUCCACCAUUGCACAAGAUUUUCACGAUGCAGUCCAUGCUUGGCGCAGCUGGUACCUUGUUCAUGUUUUGGAAGUUGGCAAGGCUCAAAAUGAGACAGCCCAUAUCAUUCCAACUCCAAAGUCUAGAGAUGGCCACAGCUCUCCUACUCAACACCAACGCCAUAUAUCGACUGAUACAAUCCCAUACCAACUGGGCUCAUUCACGCCUCUAAUUGAGUUUGGUCGCAAUGCAGAGCCUACUGUGGCAGUAUAUGAGAAGUUAGUUGAGGAACCUAGUGCAACAAGCCGGGAUAUGUUCUUGCGCAAGAAAAAGACAAGAGAUCAUGCACCCCCUCCUUCUUCCUUCCCUGUGAAUCUCCCUGCAUUAGAGACAAAGAAAGAAGCGUUAUCUCCACCGGAUGAUGAUUCUACAUUUUCACCAGAUAGUCUCCUUGGAAGAACAUACAGUGAACGACAGGCAGCUCAGCGUGAGAGAGAAGGGACUGAAUCUGACCCAUUCCUCUCACAUGGCUUGCUGAAAAAUCUGAGUCCCACAAGCACUGAUCAAUCUUCCCAGAUUAUGCCAUUCAGCAAUCCCUCAAGUAGACAGAACAGUCGCUCAAAUACAGUCCGCUCUCAUCAUCACCCUGCAGAGGGCUUCUCGCAUAGUCGGUCGAAUUCUGUGCGUCAGAAAGGAAAACCACUGGUCGAUCUUACUCCUACAUAUAGAGAACCACCUCACCAUGCAAGAAAAGGCCAUGGAGUCAAAGUCGACUCGGGAAUACCUCUGGUCGAAGUAGCCACUGGGUUGGAAGCUAUACCAGGCGUACCGACCAUUCCUUCAGCUACUACCUGGAGACGAGACGAAGCCGCACCAGCACCUAUCCCUGGUCAUCGUCGAGCCAAUACAGUGAAAAGUCAGCAUCAUAAUCAUGUUCCGGUAUUGGAUACCUAUGUCAGUCCAUCCGGUGCUACCUCGUUCACACCGAAUGGCCUUGUAGCUCUUGCUUCACCAGCCACUCAGACUAACACGAGUGUCGGUCGUGGUGUCGCUACUGGUGAUCGCCAUGCUACUCGUCCUUUACUUGAUAUGACUCCGCAAAGUCAAUUCGCUGAGGGAAGUUUGCUACGGAGUAUUGAAAAGUUGUAAUGUAGGGGGUCUGUCGUUGACGGAGAAAUUUUGAAUCUACAAUAAUUUUCCUGGAGUUUGGAUAGCAGUUUGGUCUAUACCCUUUCUUUUUCGGAUAUCCUUCUUUUUGACAAGAGGAUUUUCUUUUUCUUUUUUAUUUGGGAGAUUUCAUACCAUGGACUCUCUGUGAGCCUAUGCUUAUUGGAUUACUGACGACUCAAUUUUUAUUCAUUAAAGAUAGCUCGCUUUUGUAGUAAGCAGCAUGUAAAGUAUUGAAAAAGUCAAGAAAAUGACGUCGCCAAAAGCGGGACAGCUCCCC